This is a messenger RNA of Podarcis muralis (Common wall lizard), 2122 nucleotides long. RefSeq names its product solute carrier family 2 member 10 (gene SLC2A10). Gene Ontology annotation, cellular component: membrane. The record is from RefSeq and is a predicted model, not a curated record. NCBI's taxonomy places the organism in Eukaryota, Metazoa, Chordata, Lepidosauria, Squamata, Lacertidae. Gene Ontology annotation, molecular function: D-glucose transmembrane transporter activity. Gene Ontology annotation, biological process: D-glucose transmembrane transport; circulatory system development.
UAAACUGCUGCGCGUCUCCGGGCUUGGCUCCGGGAUUUCUUUUUCGCCUGCUUGGUCAGGCCGGGAAGCAAACUUUCGAGCUGAACUCUCUCUCCCAUCGCCAUGGGACAUGCACUGCUGGUUCUCCUGUUAUCCUCAACCGUCUCACUCCUUGGUGGGCUGAUUUUUGGUUAUGAACUUGGAAUUAUCUCAGGGGCCUUGCUGCAGCUACAAGUGGAGCUCCAUCUUAGCUGUUUUGAACGGGAAGUCCUUGUGAGUUCCUUGCUCAUUGGGGCUCUCUUGGCUUCUCUGGUUGGUGGGAUCUUCAUUGACCACCAGGGAAGACGCAAAGCAAUAUUGGUCAGCAAUGCCGUUCUGUUGUGCGGCAGUCUCGUCCUUACACUCUCCGGGUCGCUUGUUUGGCUGGUGUGCGGACGCGUGACCGUAGGCUUUGCCAUCUCUUUGUCCUCUAUGGCGUGCUGCAUAUACGUCUCAGAAAUGGUGGCUGCCCAUCAACGAGGGGUGCUGGUUUCCCUCUACGAAGCUGGCAUCACCGUGGGCAUCUUACUUUCCUAUGCGCUGAAUUACAUCUUUGCGGACACUGCCGAGGGCUGGCGGUACAUGUUUGGCUUGGCCAUUGGCCCGGCAGUCGUUCAGUUCCUCAGCAUCCUGUUCCUCCCAAAGAACUCUGUGAAGUUAAACGUUUGCUACAGCGAGACUAGCAAAAGCCUCAUUCAGCAGCAAAAGAAUGAAGACGUCAUGCUGCCACCAGGCCCUAGGGAGAAGAGUUACUCUUUCGUGGACCUUUUCCGCUCCAAGGAUAACAUGAGAAGCCGAACUCUGGUUGGCCUAGGAUUGGUGCUCUUUCAGCAGUUCACAGGGCAGCCCAACAUCCUUGGCUAUGCUUCCACCAUCUUCCGCUCAGUUGGCUUUCAGAGUGAUUCCUCUGCUGUCCUGGCUUCCGUCGGCCUGGGGGUGAUGAAGGUCAUUGCGACUGUUGUUGCAAUGGCUUUUGCAGAUAAGGCUGGCAGAAGAGUGCUGCUGAUGGCUGGCUGCAUAGUGAUGGCCUUUUCGGUGACUGCUAUCGGCCUGACCAGCUGCUCUGUUUCAUUAGAGAUGGCCAAAGACUGUGAAACGCUCCCAGGUUCCAAUGCCACUUCAUUCAGCUCGGCUCAUCUCCCUGGAAAGUCAGUGUCCUCCCAUCCAGCUGUGUCUUACUCCCUCCUGGCAUCAGGUGGCAGUGAAAUACAAAUGGAAUCGACUUCAGCCAUCACGAGGCCUGUAGGCUUGACCAGGACUCUUGCCACCGACAGAAAAGGAGAUAGGAUGACAAACACUCCACACACCGGGCAGACCCAUUUUCUCAAUCAGUCCGAUAAAGGAAAGCGACAAGAUACCAGCUCAUCUUUGGGUGAUGCUCCUUCAAAGGAACACCUGCUUCUAAACUGGAUCACACUGCUAAGUUUGAUGGCUUUUGUGAGUGCAUUCUCAAUUGGAUUUGGACCAAUGACGUGGCUUGUUCUCAGUGAGAUCUACCCUUGCAACAUACGAGGCAGAGCCUUUGCCUUCUGCAACAGCUUCAACUGGGCUGCCAAUCUGCUGAUCAGUCUCACAUUCCUUGACCUCAUUGAUGCCAUAGGCUUAUCAUGGAUGUUCCUUCUCUAUGGACUGGUGGGAGCAGUGGCUGUUCUGUUUGUUUACCUUUUUGUGCCCGAAACCAAAGGACAGACUCUAGAAGAGAUAGACCAGCAGUUCUCAAAGAAACGGUUCCUGCAAAGGGGCACAUUUGGGCAAAAAUUGUGGAACAGAGGAGAAAUCCGAAUGCGUGCUCAUUACCAAAGAGUGGACCAUCCUAGUGCCUCUUGAGAGAUAAGCCAGGCAUGUUGCCACUUGUGCAACUUUCUACACUGUUGGAAGUGUUAUGAGGACUUGCCCGAAGCCAAGGGUCCUGGAUCAUUCCUUGAAAGUUCUGCGAUUCAUUUGGGUGACAGCACAGGGUUGCUGUUUUAGGUGUUUUGUUGUGCAUAGAACCUAGAAAUGUUCACCCCUUGGUAUCUUGGAGGAACCGUAGCUGAUGUUCCCCCAGCAGUUUGAAAAGACUUUUUUAAAAACACUGAUAAAUAAAGCAUAAAUUGGGAUAACA